Messenger RNA from Galendromus occidentalis (western predatory mite), 1652 nucleotides. Its product is annotated as cytochrome P450 4c3. The transcript is spliced from 10 exons. The coding region runs from base 1 to 1611 and encodes 536 amino acids. Lineage: Eukaryota; Metazoa; Arthropoda; Arachnida; Mesostigmata; Phytoseiidae. Gene Ontology annotation, molecular function: heme binding; oxidoreductase activity, acting on paired donors, with incorporation or reduction of molecular oxygen; iron ion binding. The record is from RefSeq and is a predicted model, not a curated record.
AUGAGAGAUUUCGGAGUCGAUACUCUCUACGAGGAUUUCUGGCAAGUUUUCGUCGAGCUCCAAUCUCGCAUGAAGCACAAGGUCUACCUCACUCUUCUGGCGCAACGACUGUACAAUGAAUUCAAAUACCCGAUGAUGACGCUCCCAGGCCCUUACAACCUGUUCCGGCUUGCUUUUCCUUUCUUCGAUGACUUGAGAUUCCUGUUCGGCAAAGGCGAUCUCGAUCUGCAAAAAGUAUUCCACACCAUCAUACAAGGAUUCAGUCAGGUAGCACGCGAGCAAGGUUUAUGCAGGAUAUACGUCGCACUGAAACCAUUCGUCUUUAUAUUCGAUGCGGUAGCGGUGGAGUCGCUAAUCACAUCAAACGAGCACAUAGACAAAGCGGAUGUAUACAGAAUUCUUCACCCAUGGUUGGGGACAGGACUUCUCACCAGCUCAAGCGCAAAAUGGCGCUCACGGCGAAAGUUGUUGACUCCUGCGUUUCAUUUCUCAAUUCUGGACGAGUUCGUUCCUUCGGUCAAUCAACAGAGUUUGAUUUUGGUUGGAAGAUUAAGAGGCCAUGCAGAGGAAGACUUCGACUUGGUCAACGACGUCACUUUGUGCACGCUUGACGUGAUAUGCGAGACGGCGAUGGGGAUAAGCGUCCAGGCUCAGCAAGGUUUCAACUCGGACUACGUUCAGGCUAUUUACGAUCUCGGUAACUCCAUGUACGUGAGACUCGCCCGUCCUUGGUUGAAAGCCGACUUCGUGUUCAAGAUGUCGAAAGAGGGCCGAAAAUUCCAGAAAUCUCUCGUCAUCCUGCAUGGCUUCACGCGGAAGAUAAUACGAGAACGGAAGCAGAAGCGCUUAGCCCAAAUGAAUGGAACAACGACAGAUGAUCUCGGUAUAAAGAAGCGAGUCGCCUUUCUGGAUCUCCUCAUGGAUAUACACGUCGAAGAGGGGAGCCUAUCGCUUGAGGAUAUCGCGGAAGAGGUGGACACCUUCAUGUUCGAAGGACACGACACAACCGCAGCUGGAAUCUCAUUCUGCCUCUAUCUUCUGGGACUGAGCCCGGACAAGCAGGAGCGCGCGCAAAGGGAACUUGAUGAAGUCGUUGGAGACGCCUCGCACAUCACCACGGAACACCUACCGCGGCUCAAGUACUUAGAAGCUGUAAUUAAGGAAUCUCAACGUUUGUAUCCAUCGGUACCGAAUGUUGGCCGUAAUCUUCGGAAGGAUCUCACGAUGCCUAAUGGGGUGACGAUACCUGCGGGCUCAACCUGUAUCGUGGCUAUUUCUGAACUGCAUCGGAAUCCGAAGUACUUUGAAUACCCCUUGGAGUUCAUUCCUGAGCGCUUCCUGCCAGAAGGAAAACAUCUGAUGGCGAAAAAUCCGUUCUGCUUCAUUCCCUUCUCUGCCGGGCCGCGGAAUUGCAUCGGACAGCGAUUCGCCAUCCUCGAAGAAAAAAUCAUCAUAGGUCACGUUCUCCGCAAUUUCUCAAUCAGAUCCCUUCAAGAACGCGAUGAAUUAUUCCUCAGUGUUGAGCUUGUGACCCGCUCCCUCUGCGGGCUGCGCGUUAGACUAAACGAACGGCAACGGCGCAAGACGUUCCGGAGUGACGAUCUCAGAUAAGGGGACACCUCUGUCUUACUUGAGAUUAGAGAGUUCACGCU